This is a messenger RNA of Haliotis rubra (blacklip abalone), 1518 nucleotides long. RefSeq lists its product as uncharacterized. Gene Ontology annotation, molecular function: metalloendopeptidase activity; zinc ion binding. Lineage: Eukaryota; Metazoa; Mollusca; Gastropoda; Lepetellida; Haliotidae. The transcript is spliced from 6 exons. The record is from RefSeq and is a predicted model, not a curated record. Bases 75 to 1178 code for a protein of 367 amino acids.
GGACAUUCAGUGAGUGCUGUCUCUAUGCACGAUAACGUCUUCGCUGCUUUCCUGGGCAGUACCAUUGUCCGACUAUGAUUCUGACGAUCGCUAUAACAUUGGUUCUAAAGUUGUAUGUUUCGCUGGCAACACUAUGUUCAGAAAGUAAUUUCUCGUGGAUAUACAUGGCAACCUACGAUGGAAUCAUUAACUAUGAGAACAUCCUCAAAGAAUUUAGCGGGGUUCCGCGUGCAGAGUGCGCUGCCAACUGCGGAUCGCACCCAGCCUGCUGGUCUUUCUACUACAACCAAGGAAGUUCGUUUUGUCAGAUUCAUUCUACGAUAUUUCUGGAACCGACUGGGAAUGUCAGUGACGGAACAACCUACUUUAGGAAACCCACAGAAUGCUCUGUUGGUCCUACUAUUGAACACAGCGUCAAGUUGUUCGACGCUACGAAGGAACCUUAUAGUGUCGGCGAGGUUGUUACCUAUGACUGCAACACAGGACGGAUACCAGACACAGAGAAUGAUGUCAGCUGUCUCAUCAGUGGAAACUGGUCAACAAUGACUUGCAAACGUCCCUCGUCGUGUGCCGAGGUGAAACGCUGUGAGAGUGGUCACGGAGAUGGGGAGUACUGGCUUUACCCUCCAACAUUUAAUGGCCAAAAGGCCAGGAUUUACUGCCAUGGGAUGUCUAGUCCCUCCCCGUCAGAGUACGUGACACUCGUGAUUCCCAACAGUGGACACUAUCCGAACCUUAAGAGAGAUAACUGUGGAUCAACAGGGACGUGGCCACAACACGGCGGUGAUACAACGUUUACCAAAAUAAAGGUCAACACUGACACAAUGGAGAUUUUGUCUGGUGAUCAUCAGUUCGCAACGUCAACGAAGAACCUGUACCCGUAUGGGGAAGGACACGAUUGUUACACUAACCACGGGUCCACCAACAAUUGUGGACCUCUUGGGACCUUCAUUAUCGAUACCACAGGCACGGGAAUGAGAAUUGAUCAGGAGGUUAACUGGACUGGUAGUGGAUGGAUGCCAUGGACGAUCUUCAGUCGCUCCAACGAUGGACUUAUCAUAAACCUGAACUGUGGCGGUUUCUGCGGCGGGUGUAAACCCGACAGGCCAUUGGUUCUACAGCCAUAUCCAUCCCAAGAGCCUAACAUCGCCAUGGCCACCAGUUUGACUUGUACUUAAACUAGGAUUUUGCUGUUUCCAAUACGCCAUGACAACGGAUGCUUACAAUAACACAACAUGGCUUUAGUACAGUGGCUGAGAAAAGGUAUCGAUUUCUCGCCUUAAAAACGCGGUCGCAUUAGCACGUGUAACGUUACGUAGGAAUUACUCUGGGUCCUCAUGAUCCCCAAGUUUAGAAAUGAAGUAUACACAGUGUGUAUAGUGACGCAAAAUGCAUGUUGUAUUUGUAACAGCCACACAAACACUAACCAUGCAUAAUUAUUUGUUUACGUGUACAUGUAUUGCAAGGAGGAAUAUGUACAAUAGUGUUUUGCAUAAAUCAAUGAAACGAAGUCAUCAA